GUGCUGCGGGGCUUCACCAGUCGAGCAGUGGAGAGCAAGCAAAUAUGGCCGCCGUACGGCCACAUAAUAAUGCGUAGCGGAUUCGCCGCCGUUGGAAGCGAUCGCGUGCGAGUGCGUGUAUGAUGUUGCUGAAGGAUCGGACUGCGACGACGAAGAAGUAUCGCAGGCAUCAUGGAAGAAACGGUGCCAGAUCCGCGGCCGCUCCAGCGUGUGAAGUCGCAGUGUUAUCAGCGUUAUUUCUCUUCAGCCAAUAACUGCAAAAGACGACGGGAUUGCGAAAAUAUUCUGGAGAGUCUGAUGGCACCUGAUCUCGAGAAAAGACGCCAGGAAUUAAGGAGAGGCAGCAGCGGGACCUUGGAACAUGUUAACGAUCAAUCGGGCAUGCUCUUACAGUUGAGGUGUGCAGACGGCACGACGGAUCUUCAUCGUCAUGGUAGCAAUGCAGGCGGUGCGUCGUCAACGGUGACAUCGUCCAUCUCGAGAAGCACCAUAGGUAACCGUGCCCAUUCCGCGACCAGGAGGACGGUUCCUAAUCAGCAGUCACAGCAGCAACAAAUCUCACAACAACAACAGCAGCAACAACAACCAAAACAAUCCAGAUUUUUAUUAUCCUCCUUCGGUGGUAUAACUACGAGGAGUUCUGAUGAGCACGGAUCUAGGACCGGUACGACGCAAGACGACAAUUCGAACGACUCCGGUCUUGGCUCUGAGGAACGUCAGCAGCACUUUAACAACAUCACUCUCUGGAACAACGUUGGCGAGGAGGAUUCGAAGAGAAGGAAAAUGGAUAUUAAAUUAGAGUCCGAGGACGCAAACUUUGCGUUUCCGGAAGUAGCCCCCGGAACCAGCCCCGACAAUAAAUCACCGACAGUCAGAACUACCGUCAAUGGAAUCGGUUUGGGAGGAAUAUCCGGCAAUAGAUCCGGAAACACUAAUUCCAUAGGUAGAGUUGUGGGAGUAACUAGACCUCGACCUGCCAUGGGUGUUUUGUCCAAAAAGGCACCGAUCACUCAUCAGGGACCUGUUACUCUUAUUUCGCAACUAUCCAACGUUUCUACUGACGGUAAAACUCAACUGCAGAUCGUCUGUCAACCCGAGCAACAGCAUCGAGCUCGCUAUCAGACGGAAGGUUCGCGAGGCGCGGUGAAAGAUCGUAGCGGAAAUGGUUUUCCCAUCGUUCGACUGAUCGGUUACGACAAACCGACGAGUCUACAAGUGUUUAUCGGCACUGAUCUUGGCCGAGUGGCACCCCACAUGUUCUACCAGGCCUGUCGAGUAAGCGGCAAGAACUCGACACCCUGUGUCGAACGGAAGAUCGAUGGCACUAUUGUAAUAGAGAUUGAUAUGGAUCCGGCAAAAGAUGUUACCUGUGACUGCGUUGGCAUUCUUAAAGAGCGUAAUGUUGACGUCGAGCAUAGGUUUCCUCAAGAAGCCGGGCUGUUACAAGGAAGAAGCAAGAAAAAAUCUACGCGGUGCCGCAUGGUCUUCCGCACGACUAUCAAGCACGCCGAUGGAACUACAGAGACCCUACAAAUCUGUUCCCAGCCGAUAGUCUGCACUCAACCACCUGGUAUUCCGGAGAUUUGCAAAAAGUCUCUGACGUCCUGUCCGUGCACGGGCGGUUUAGAACUCAUCAUACUCGGUAAGAAUUUCCUGAAAGACACUCGAAUAGUCUUUCAGUUGGACAACGACGAUUUAUCGAGUAGCUUGGAACCACAUUGGGAAUGCACUGUGCUACCGGACAAGGAGCACUUGCAUCCAGUACACUUAGUAUGCGUGAUACCGCCUUAUCGUAGGCAGGAUUUAGCGCCUACAGAAACGGUCAGCGUCAAAUUGUUCGCGGUGUCGUCCGGAAAGACCAGCGAACCGCAUACCUUUCUUUACACGGCUGCCUCUACUCCCCCACAGCCGUCCAUAGGUAAAGUCGAGUCUAUCUCACCUCCGCUAACAAACGGUGACACUAAUCACUUGGCCACAUCCUCCUCCGCGGUAUCGUUAGCUACGGGUGUCGCAUCCAGCAGUCUGUUAACGCCAACAGCUGCGGGAGCUGCAAAUUUCUUAUCGAAUGCACCAGCUCAGGCGCAACAAAACACCUCUUCGGAGACUUUGAAAAGCGACCCCAGCCCACCACCAACGGGAACAGCCCAAGUGACUCCCGUGAUGUUGUGGGCCUCACAAUCCUCAAACUCACCUUCCGAUGUCAUGAUGCCACCCCCAGUGCUCGUAGCAAACCCCCUAAUGAAUCGACGAUCCUCAUCUAAUCUUCAGCUGAUCCUGCCAGAUAACUUAAAAACAGAAGUGCUGGAUGAAAACAGUCAAAAUAGUAUGCUAAGCGAAAAUAGCAUGCAAAGCAUUCCGACUCCGACAACGGCCACAAACGGACCGACAUCGGUCACCUCUCCUCUUCAACAGUUGGUUAACGAGAACUCUAGAGAAGCUGCAACUUCGCAAACUGAUAUUAUCCGGACUGUUGCCGUUGCGACGGCUAAUAACAGCCCUGUACAAGAGACUGUAAAUGGUCUUCUCGGAGUAGUGGAUCUGAUACGUACUCAGCAUCCUCUGUCAAUGGUGACUGCACAUCAUCCAACUUCGUUUGGAGGCAUGCAUGAAUCAAAUCAAGUUCAAGUUCUUAGUCCUCAUUGCCUUAAGGACACAAAUAGUGUCUUAUCAACGGACAAUAGCUCCAAUGGAGCUGCCCUUCAAGGUGCAGGUGUAGUCGAUCUUCGGAUGAAACAUCAUCAUCAUCCCGAAUUCGGCACAUUAUCGAGUUUUCCUGGUGCUUCCGGGACGCAGCCAUUAUCAGCAGCAAACAGUCAUGUGGUGGAGAAGUACCUGAAUCACAUGGAAUCCUCGGUUGGCACCACCGAGGAAUCAGAUAAUCCAGAAAAUGAGUUCGCUAUGCAACAGCAGCGAGCUUCUAUCAUUUCGGGAAGCAGCCAACAGUCGGCGGCUCCCCCGGGAAUUUUAGCCAAUACAGGACAAACAUCUGUAAAGUUGGAUGCUUUAGUAAACUCUGCGGCUGAACAGAUGGUCUCUCCGUUGCAUUCGGUAAAUUCCAAUCCCACUGCAAUGUUGAGCCAUGUGGCAGCAGAACAUGAAACAAUGGGUAGCGCCCAACAGACUAGAAAUAGUCCACCAAUUCCGGUGAAGACAAUGCUGCUGGAAGCGCUGAUUCCGUCGCAGACGGUACAGCCAUUAGCAGAAAUUGCGGGUACAACAUCGGUAGCACCUGCGACGACAGUAGAACAACCAGGAGAUAAUCUCCUGACCACUAUUAACGCUGCACUAUUACCGCCAUUACCAGAAACACAAGUCACCGCAGCAACUGCCACACCCAAUUCUACGGUUUCUGGUAAUGCGAUACCAGCAGUUGCAGCAGAGCGUAUGCAACAGCAGAUUCAAGUACUCACGCAACAAGAGGUAGCCGUGAUGCAGCAACAGGUACAACAAGUAGAGCAAGUAGUAGCGCAAGCGCAGCAGCAAGUUGAACAAGUUGUUGCGCAAGCGCAGCAACAGGCAGUCCAAGUAGUGCACCAGGCUCAGCAACAGGUAGUUCAGCAAGUAGUGCAGCAUGCUCAAGUAGUGCAGCAAGCGGUACAACAAGUACAAGCUGUGCAGCAAGUUCAAGCGGCUCAGGUGGUGCAACAAGCAGUGCAGCAGGCGACUGAAGAAGUUGUACAACAAGCAGUGCAGCAAGCAACGCAAGAAGUGGUGCAGCAGGUGCAAGCAGUGCAGCAAGCUGUCCAACAGGCUCAAGCAGCCCAAGCUAUGCAGCAGGCUGUUCAGCAAGACAUCGGUUCCAUGUUGAAUCAGCCCGCGGGUUUUGUGGCCGAAGCUAGCUCCGCUUUAGCUAGUGGAGCUGCUCAGGAACCCUCUCAACAGCGUUUGACCAACGCAGCGGAACAAGCUAUUAACAGUGUCAUCACUAACGCCACAAAGGAUAUUAUCAAUAAUCGGCCGAUCUCGACAACUACCGCUCACGCAAUCAUCGCCACAAAGAAAAUUCUAAACAGCGUGGCGACUCAAAGCGCACAAUUGAUGAAUAAUGCGAUGGAGGGAAUCCUACCAAAAUCUCCCUCGGCACAAAACAACAUCAUCGAACAAGUUGCCAGCAAAUCACCACCAGUCGCACUCCCAGUCACUUCAAAUCGCCAAACUGUAAACACUCCGAUUCCCAACUCUGCCCCGAGUACCUCAACUAGUAGGAAGACGGAGGAUGGAAUGCUGCCUCAAGAACUCACCUCCAUGUCGGAACAUGAUCUUCUAAGCUACAUCAAUCCCAACUGUUUCGAGCAGCUUCCGCAAAGCGGAUUCCUCUUGUAGUACUAUUGCGUUUUGCAACAAAGACAAAGAGGAUGAUUUUCUUCAACGAAUUUAUUUCUGAAUGAAAGUUUAAAGAACUGCCUUCCGUGUCCUGCAUUUGAUGCUAAACAUAGACGGUUGGUUUUAAAUUUCACUUGCCUUAUAUUGAAGAGUGUUUCAAAUAUUACAUGGAGCUUAGACUAGACCGUAAUUAGCUAAAUGUGGGAUACAAAAAUUCAAGAACGUUUGAACAAUUAAAACGUUUUAUAAGUGAGAUAAGAAUAUAAGGCGGGCAUUCAAAUUUAAAUUAUUAUUUAAAUCGUGCGUUCAAAUAAGAUAAAAUAAUGCAAAUAAUGCAUACGGUAAUAUCCUGAAAUAUGUACUUUUUUGAAAAAAUUGAUAGACUUACUGCGAAGUUCGGUAGAAGUGAAUAUAAGAUCGUUUUAAGAGUUGCUUAAAAUUCCUUUAAAAAUCGAGAUAAAUGUACACUAUUAAAAAUGUCAUGAAAUUUAAUGUAUUUUCAACUGAAAAGUAUUUGUGUACAUGAAAUUUAGUAUACUUUUCAUAAAAUUUUACGAAAUACAGUACAGCAAAAAUAUAAGUAUGCAAAUAGCUUAUGGGCGAAGAAGUUUAUCCAAGUGUGAAACUAUAAUAAUUAAAUUUUUUUUAUCAAGGAAUAAAAUUCAUAUGAAAUAUGUAUAGCAAAAGCACAGUAUGGAAAUGUUGGAUAUAAGCAUUUAUAAAUGGAGUUAAAAAUUAAAGGACAACAAUGCUUCGAGAACAUAUCGCAUUCCCGCCGCUUAAGAACAUCAAUAACAAUAUACGUAGAUGAACUUUUUCGCUCAUAUUUGUCGCUUUUACUGAACUUUGCGCAGGUUUAUCGAUUUUUUUCAAGAAAGUACUUACAUAUUUCGAAAGAUCAUGUGAUGCGGACUGCACUCCCGUCUCAUUUUUUGGCCGCGUAAUUUAAAUUAGAAUUUAAAUUUGAGCCCUUCGUAUGUCUUUUAAACCUUGUGUUGUCUUGACUUAUUAUUGUGCAGGAUUAAUCUCAACUCGGAUUGCAAGGUCGUUAUUUUAUUCCGAUAUUGACGAUUCUGUGCCACAUUUGUGAUGUGAAAUCUUUUAUAAAAAGGGAAAAAUAGAAGUGCAGUAAAUGCAAAACUCUGGGUCUGAGCACAUUUGUCUUUAGUUGAACAUAUUCUCUUCGGAGUUAUCUUAAUUUUGGGAUUUUAAAGAUCUCAAUUUUCGAUAUUCUAAUCUUAAUUCUUUCGAUAUGGCAGAGUCCAGCUGAACAGCGUUUCUAAACGAAUGUUUAGUAGCAUAUAACAGCAUAUAACUACUGCAAUAUGUACCCUAGAGAAUUUCGUGCAUUUUUGAAGACGUAAGAAUGUUUUCAUAUACUUUUCAAAAUUCAUUAUCCUUCCCAAAAAGUUAAUAAUUGAUUUUGUACUAUAAUAAGACUACUAUGUUUAUGAGACAUUUCGCUAUUUAAAGCAAAUUUCUUAAUGACCCAAAGUUUUCAGAGAUAUUUCCUGAUCGUUCUGUGAUUCACGGUGAGGAAAUGCCGUAAGUCCACAGCAGUAGAUCAUCUUAGAUCGAGAACUAUUAAUAUUUAAGUAUAAGACGGGCGCACGAGAAAGCGCGACAAAUUCAGAUGUUCUUCUCUUUCACACAUCUUUUCUUUCUUUGUAUGUUUUUUUCUAUGAAUUGUCAAUCUUUCUUGGCGAUUCGUUAUUUAUCUUCAAUGAUAUACGCGACUAGGUAUGUUGCAUAUUAUCUUGUGCUUUAUUUUGGUCUAAUUAAAUUCUUUUUAUUUGCAGGAAUUCACCAAGUGAAUAAUGCAAACGUAGAGAAAUAUGAUGUAAAUGUUCAGAUAAUUAAUUAAUCCUUAAACGUCGCGUUUUAAAAUUAUCCAAUUCUAUGUGAAUCCCACAUACAAUUGGGAGAUCCAACAGCGUGGUUUUAGAGUUAAUUAAUAUUACUAGUUUAAUAUUGACAAAAGAAAUUAAGAACUUAAUCGAAGGAUAGUGAAGAAGAAAAAUCCGGCCAAGUUUCCAGUUUUAAUUUCUCGAAUCUUGGAAUCUUGUCUUGCGUUUUGCAAAGUUAAAAAAUGCCGGAAAUAUAAACGCGUAAUUAUAUGAAUCAUUAUUGUUUACGCUGUUGUGAUUAUUAUUGACUUGAUUUCAUUGCGAAAGAAUGGAUCAUCUCGUCGUGGCCUUCAUAUGUCUCAAGUAUAUAUUUCAUAUAUUUAGAAUAUGUAUAUUGUUUGAUAAUUGAAGUUAUUUUGUUUUCUUCUCUUUUUUGUUAUCUAGUAUAUUGAUAAUGAUAAUAGAGUUAUGUGAAUGCGUUAAUGUUCAUUAUUUUCAUAGAGGAAUAAAAAACGGGGAA
Atta colombica is the source of this 6690-nucleotide messenger RNA. It is a transcript of the gene NFAT, whose product is annotated as nuclear factor of activated T-cells 5. Gene Ontology annotation, cellular component: transcription regulator complex. Gene Ontology annotation, molecular function: DNA-binding transcription factor activity, RNA polymerase II-specific; transcription factor binding; RNA polymerase II cis-regulatory region sequence-specific DNA binding. Gene Ontology annotation, biological process: regulation of transcription by RNA polymerase II. The record is from RefSeq and is a predicted model, not a curated record. The coding region runs from base 172 to 4323 and encodes 1383 amino acids. The transcript has 12 exons. NCBI's taxonomy places the organism in Eukaryota, Metazoa, Arthropoda, Insecta, Hymenoptera, Formicidae.